CCAACAUGGAAAAAAGAAGAAGAAUAUUUAAGGUUAUGUACGUCAUCCGGUAUUAAAAAUAAAAAGUAUUUUGUAUUUUGGUGAUCUAUUUAUUUAUUUCAAAAAGAAAAAGAAAUGCUACCUUUAUCUCUAUUACGAACGGCUCAAAAUCAUCCUAUGUUAGUUGAGUUAAAAAAUGGAGAAACAUAUAACGGACAUUUAGUUAGUUGUGAUAAUUGGAUGAAUAUUAAUCUCAGAGAAGUCAUAUGCACAUCGAGGGAUGGUGAUAAAUUUUGGAGAAUGCCAGAGUGUUACAUUAGGGGUAGCACUAUAAAAUACUUGCGUAUUCCAGACGAAGUCAUUGAUAUGGUAAAAGAGGAGACCAUGAUAAAGAAUAAACAAUCGAGAGACCAAAAAGGAGGCAGGGGAGGCCAAAACCAAAGGAAUAGGCCUGCUGCUAGAGGUAAUUUUGGAGGAAGGCCUAAUAAACCAGGAGGCCAACAAAAAUUAUUUCAAAAACAAAAACCUAAACAGUAGAAAACCUUAAAUUAGUUUCUUAUUUAUGAUUAUCUCCUACAAUUAAUUAUAUGUAUAUUACAUUAAUAAAUAACACAUCGAUAAUAAUUU
Molecule: messenger RNA, 606 nt
Organism: Sitophilus oryzae (rice weevil)
Lineage: Eukaryota; Metazoa; Arthropoda; Insecta; Coleoptera; Curculionidae
Product: U6 snRNA-associated Sm-like protein LSm4
Exons: 5
Coding region: 115-516 (133 amino acids)
Biological process (GO): spliceosomal snRNP assembly; mRNA splicing, via spliceosome; P-body assembly
Cellular component (GO): P-body; U6 snRNP; spliceosomal tri-snRNP complex
Molecular function (GO): U6 snRNA binding
Source: RefSeq, a predicted model, not a curated record